This is a messenger RNA of Acanthisitta chloris (rifleman), 1465 nucleotides long. It is a transcript of the gene LRTM2, whose product is annotated as leucine-rich repeats and transmembrane domains 2. The transcript is spliced from 3 exons. NCBI's taxonomy places the organism in Eukaryota, Metazoa, Chordata, Aves, Passeriformes, Acanthisittidae. Gene Ontology annotation, cellular component: membrane. Gene Ontology annotation, biological process: positive regulation of synapse assembly; axonogenesis; regulation of presynapse assembly. The record is from RefSeq and is a predicted model, not a curated record. Gene Ontology annotation, molecular function: protein binding. Bases 99 to 1211 code for a protein of 370 amino acids.
CAGGACCUGACAGGCAGGCUGCAAGGUCAUUCCUUCUCCCUCUGGGGCUGUGUGCCAGGCUGGCUGUUGGAUGUGAAGACACGCUGGAGAAGACAACGAUGCUGCCUACAACUGCUGGCCACCAGUGGAGAAGCAGGUUCCUCAUGAGGUGGCAAGAGGCUUGUCUGCUUGGCUGUUGGCUGUCACUAUGUGCUGCUGAGUCCUUCUUUACUUGUCCUUCCUCCUGCAAGUGUAACAGUGGCAACCUGGAAGUGGACUGUAGUGGCUUAGGCCUCUCUUCCAUCCCCUCAGACAUCCCCACAAACACCAGGACCUUCCUCUUUCUCAACAACAAACUCAGCAUCCUGCCAGGAGCAGUGUUUUCCAACCUCUCCGCUCUACAGAGGCUGGAUCUAUCCAACAACUUCUUGGACCAGCUCCCUCAGAACAUCUUCAGUGACCUGGGGAACCUUACAGAGCUCCAGCUGAGGAACAACAGUAUUCGAGCCUUGGACAAGGACCUGCUACAACACACUGCCCUGCUGCGUCAGCUGGACCUCUCCAUCAACGGCCUGGCCCAGAUACCCUCGGGCAUCUUUGACGACCUGCCUGCUCUCCGCUCCCUCUCGCUCAGGUCCAACCGCCUGCAGAGCCUGGACAGGGUGACCUUCGAACCACUAACCAGCCUGCAGCAACUCCAAGUGGGGGAUAACCCCUGGGAAUGCGACUGUAACCUCCGAGACUUCAAGCAUUGGAUGGAGUGGUUCUCCUACCGAGGUGGGAAAAUCGACCAGCUGGCAUGUACCCUGCCCAAGGAGCUGAAAGGGAAGGACAUGCGAAUGGUGCCCAUGGAGAUGUUUAACUACUGCUCCCAGCUGGACGAUGAGAACAGCUCUACAGUGCUGGACAAUACUGGCCCACCCUGCACUAAAGGAAGUCCAGCUCCUUCCAAAUCUAAAUCAGGGCCAGAAACAGAAGUGGAGCCCAGUGUGGGAUGCCCUCAGAAACAGCGAUACAGGCCCGUGAGCGUGCGCCGGGCUAUUGGCACUGUGAUCAUUGCAGGGGUGGUUUGUGGCAUUGUUUGCAUCAUGAUGGUGGUAGCAGCUGCUUAUGGUUGCAUCUAUGCCUCCCUUAUGGCCAAGUACCACCGGGAGCUGAAGAAGAGACAGCCACUCAUGGGUGACACAGAAGGUGAACAUGAAGAGCAAAAACAAAUCUCUUCUGUGGCAUGAAACUCUUCUAGGAAGGAAGGUACAGCAAUGAAAAAAGGUACCUGAGAGCAGUCAAGCAUGGGGUCCUCCCAAAAUACAUCUUUCCAGACAGACAGACAGACAGACUGUGCUAUUGCUCCACUCACCCAAGUAGUACAACAUGCUUCUGGGGGGUCAGGGCACCUGGCUCAAUUUCUGUUCCUCUGCCCCAGGCCCAUUUUGUGCCCUUUCACCCUUGGGCCCUCCCAGACAAAUAAAGUAGAGUCAGACCUCGA